Messenger RNA from Schistocerca serialis cubense, 5382 nucleotides. Its product is annotated as zinc finger protein 99-like. Gene Ontology annotation, cellular component: nucleus. Bases 284 to 3046 code for a protein of 920 amino acids. NCBI's taxonomy places the organism in Eukaryota, Metazoa, Arthropoda, Insecta, Orthoptera, Acrididae. Gene Ontology annotation, biological process: regulation of transcription by RNA polymerase II. The transcript has 10 exons. The record is from RefSeq and is a predicted model, not a curated record. Gene Ontology annotation, molecular function: RNA polymerase II cis-regulatory region sequence-specific DNA binding; DNA-binding transcription activator activity, RNA polymerase II-specific.
CUGUCACCCUUCGUGUACUGUGUAGUCAGCAGCAACCUCGUGGUGUUGUGGAAAUUUGCGUGUGAUAUUCUCCAGGUUAUGUUCAUAACAACUAUAUACCUGAGUUGUUAGUGCUUGUUUUUGGCCUGACCGUUAAAAUCGCUACAUGUAUCUUCGUAAAAGAAACGGCUGAGUGUGUGACGUGCUGUCAGGAGCAGUUUGUCUACGUAGUAAUCUCCUCAUAUACUUCGUGGCUAACGAGAAAAGGGGGACAGUGAAAUUCAAAGACUGUAGAACUGAAGUGAUGGACCAGGAGCCAACUAAGUGGAUAAAGAAAGAUGAAACUGAUGAAGUAGAAACUGAGUUACACUUCAUAGCCCAAGAUUAUCCAUGCAGCAUGAAUGUAAAAGAAGAGUUGGAGGAGAGUGUGAAUAAAGAGUUUCUUGAAGACCCAUUAAAGGCCUGCGACUCUAGUGUUUGCAUAAAGCAAGACCCCGAACUGAAACACCGUGCUGCUGGAUCUGAGCAUAAUUCUGUUGAAGAUCCAUUGGGAAUAUCUUUGUCCACUGAUUUUAUCAAGGAGGAUCCUGAAUUAAAUAUAACUGAGAAUACUUUUCUUGAAGACCCAUUAAAGGCCUGCGACCCUAGUGUUUGCGUAAAGCAAGACCCCGAACUGAAACACCGUGCUGCUGGAUCUGAGCAUAAUUCUGUUGAAGAUCCAUUGGGAAUAUCUUUGUCCACUGAUUUUAUCAAGGAGGAUCCUGAAUUAAAUAUAACUGAGAAUACUGUGGAAACCUCAAUAAGAUGUGCAUCUGAUAGUGCAAGAUUUACUCAGACUACUGGUGGGAGUUGCAGCAUAUCAUGUGAAGAAACUUGUCACCAUAGACUGGUCCAGGAUGAGUUGGUGAUAGGCAUGGAGAAGUCAACACAUGGGUUCAGUACCAAUACAGAAGAUCUGACUAUUGAUAAGGAAUGCUCAGUUGCCACCCAAUAUGACUGUAGUAUGAGGGGAAAGGAAUUACAUGUAUAUAGCUGUAAUUUCUGCCAACAGAGCUUUUCUUCAAAAUACAGACUCAUAAUGCAUGUGUUUAUGCACAUUGAUGGAACGCAACCACCUUUGUAUGUUUGUAAGUGGUGUGGUGAGGUAUUUCACAGUAAUGUUGGCUUGAAAAAGCAUAUGAGAAUGAGUGAGAAUUGUCGAGUUUUAACUGCUGACAGUCAUGAAAAAUAUGGACAUAGUGAUGAGCAUCAAACCACUACCUCGUUGGAUAGCGAGGCAGAAGUUUCUGUCAUAGAAUACAAUGACCAGUCUUCAUGUAAGGAAACUUGGAAAGAUUCAAAGAAGCCCUCUAAUGACAUAUGUAACACACAUAUGGCAAAUGAUAGAGAGAAAACAAGUAAUUAUGGACCUUUGUCUAUAGCUGUUAAUGUCAGUGCGCAGGCUGAUCUACUUACUGCAAACAGAACUCACAGAUGUGGUAUUUGUGGCAAAUUGUUUGCUAGGUCUGGUGAUCUCAACGGACAUGUUUCCAUUCAUACUGAGAAAAGACUUCACAAAUGUGAUAUUUGUGAGAAAUGGUUUGCCCAGUCACGUUAUCUAAAGGCUCACACAUUAAUUCACACUAGGAAGAAACCUUACAUGUGCGAGAUUUGUGGGAAAUCUUUUACUACGAUAGGUGACUUCAAGAAACACACAUUGAUUCACACUGGAAAUAAACUUCACAAAUGUGAUAUUUGUGAGAAAUGGUUUACCCAGUCACGUUAUCUAAAGGCUCACACAUUAAUUCACACUAGGAAGAAACCUUACAUGUGCAAGAUUUGUGGGAAAUCUUUUACUAGGAUAGGUGACUUCAAGAAACACACAUUGAUUCACACUGGAAAUAAACCUCACAAAUGUGAUAUUUGUGAGAGAUGGUUUGCCCAGUCACGUUAUCUAAAGGCUCACACAUUAAUUCACACUAGGAAGAAACCCUACAUGUGCGAGAGUUGUGGGAAAUCUUUUGCUGUGUUAGGUGAUCUCAAGAAACACACAUUAAUUCACACUGGAAAUAAACCUCACAAAUGUGACAUUUGUGGGAAAUCUUUUACUAAGUUAAGUACUCUCAAACAACACUCAUUAAUUCACACUGGAAAGAUACCUCACAAAUGUGAGAUUUGUGGGAAAUCUUUUGCUACGUCAGGCUAUCUCAAGAAUCAUGUUUUAAUUCACACUGGAAAGGAACCUCACAAAUGUGAGAUUUGUGGGAAAUCUUUUGCUGCGUCAGGCUCUCUCAAGAGACAUUCAUUAAUUCACACUGGAAAUGAACCUCACAAAUGCGAGAUUUGUGGGAAAUCUUUUUCUAUAUUAGGCUAUCUUAACGAACAUACAUUAAUUCACACUGGAGAGAAACCUCACCUAUGUGAGAUUUGUGGGAAAUCUUUUACUAUGUUAAGCCGUCUUAACAAACAUUUAUUUAUUCACACUGGAAAGAAACCUCACCAAUGUGAGAUUUGUGGGAAAUCUUUUUGUUGGCCAUACGAUCUCAAGAACCAUUUAUUAAUUCACACUGGAAAGAAAUCUCACAAAUGUGAGAUUUGUGAGAAAUCUUUUGCUGCGUCAGGCGCUCUCCAGAAACAUUCAUUAACUCACACUGGAAAGAGACCGCACAAAUGUGUGAUUUGUGGGAAAUCUUUCACUAUGUCAAGCCAUCUCAAGAAACACGUAUUAAUUCACACUGGAAAGAUAACGUACAUGUGCGAGACUUGUGGGAAAUCUUUUACUAUGUUAGGUGAUCUCAACAGACAUGUAUUAAUUCACUCUGGAAAGAAACCUCACAAAUGUGAGAUUUGUGGGAAAUCUUUUACUGUAUUAGGCAUUCUUAACAAACAUUUAUUAAUUCACACUGGAAAGAAAUCUCACAAAUGUGAGAUCUGUGGCGAAUCUUUUGCUACAUCAGGUGAUCUCAAGACACAUGCAUUUGAACACACUGGAAGUGGACCUCACAAAUGUGGUAUCUGUGACAAAAGUUUCACUUACUUGGAUACUCUCAAGACACAUGCAUUGCUUCACAUCAGAAAGAAAAUGUAAGAAUGUGUUAGUUUACGCAAAUAGGUUUUCGUGGUUGGUGCCCUCAAGGCCUAUAAAAUAAUGUAUGUACCAGGGGACAAUAAAUUGCACAUUCAUCGAAAUAACUUUAAAAUCUGGUAGAAUUGUGAAAAAACUUGUAAUGAUGUGUACUAUAGAGUGCUAUCAGAUAAUGUGACAAAAAAUUCAUAUCUGUAGCUUCAGAUGUCAAGAAAUGGUAUUACCAAAUACUCAAGAAACAUGAAUCAAAUGUGUUUUUGUCAUUAGCACUGCUGCUUUUUCCUAUUGAUCUUGCGACAUGAAGAUUGUGAAUUGUGAUAAAUCCUUACAUUUGUCAGUAAUCAUAAGUAUCUUGCAAUAUUCAGUAUAAGGCCAACGAAAUGUGACGACUUGCUGCUUAAUAUUCCAAACAAAGUCAUCAUGUAGUACUUGUAACUGUAUUUUAGAAACAGUGACACUAAAAAUAUAUUCAUGGCACUUGCUUCAUUGAGGCUAGUAAACUCAAUACUGGAGAAACAUGAUUAUAACAAUUAUUUUACUCAGAUAUGUUUUCUCAAGAGACUUAGUGUGUCAUUAAUAGUGUGUACAUUUAUGUUCUGUUGGUACUAAUCCUGCAUUAGUAAACAUAACAACAAAUAUAAUAACCUGCUUAAUAGCAUGUUUGGCCAGCUUUGGAAUACAGUACUUUGACAAUUCUACAUGAUAUGGACUUGACACAUCAUUUACAUGCUUCUGGGUGUAUGUUGCACCAGUUGUAUUCCACAUGUUCAGAUUAGCUAAAUGGUAUGGUCAAGACAUCAGUGUUAGUUACCAUGCUACUCAGACCAUGCACAUGUGACAUGGACAAUUAUCUUGCUGGAAGAUGCCUCCACUAUGGGAGAGCACACUAGGAAUGAAGGAAUGCAUGCAGUUGCAAUAAAUGUCAUGUAGUCUGCAACUGUCAUGAUGCCUUCUGUUGCUAACAGGUGUCCCACAGGAGCCAAAGUGACUGCCCCCAUAGCAUAAUGGGCCCUCUGGUGCCAUUCGUUUAGAUGAUAGCAUGUCUGGAUGUGCAACUGACCUGGUGUAACAGGAAAUGUCACCCAUCCUGACAGUUACAUUUGAAUUGACCUUCACUCCAGCCUCAGUGAUCCCUUGCACACUGCAGUUGCAAGUGAACGUUUUGGUGGAUCGGUAUGGAAACAUACAGUGACCAUGUUCCAGAGCCACACAUUCAACAAUGUACAUUGAACUGUGGGUUCCAAAACGUGUAUGGCUGUCCCAGCGUUGAUUUCUGUCAUUAGAUAUGCCACAUAUUGCCACAUCUCCAGCUUUACAGAGCAGGCAAGCUUCUGACCUCCAUACUUUGUGAAGAAGUAUAGAUGUAUUACAUCUUAUCAUAAUGUUAUGGACUUAUUACCUUUCAGCCACUUUCCUCAGAUGUUCACAACAGUAGCAUAGAUCCAUUGUACCAACUUCACCACUUUUGAGGUUCUAGUUCCCAACUGCAAUGCCACUUUAACUUGCCCUUUGCUAAAGUCAUUUACAUCAUUAAAUUUACAUAUUUGCAGCUCACCUUACUGAUAGAACAAAAAGUGUAAAUCUCUGGUCUGCUUAUAUACUUGUAAUCUGCUUACUGCAUCAUGUGCAUACAACGUGGCAUUCAUUCUCCUCAUGAACAGUGUUCAUGACAUUUUUGCCCAUCAGUGCAUCUUCAUGUAAAUGGGUCAGAUGCGGAAAUGUGUAAUCUAAGAAAUUCAUCAUGCUUGGUUGCCAUUUACACUAGUGCACAAUAGCUAUAUUUUUUGUGGAAUAUUUUUGUUUCACAAAGCUCUGUACAUAAUUCAGGAAUAAUAUAGGUAAGUGUUAUCCAACAAAGCUCUUAAUUACUUGUUCAGCAUCUAAUACUGCGUAAGUUCUACAAAAAAAAAAAGUAAUAGGUAAACAAACAUUAGGUGUUAUGAUUUGAUUCCAGUUUCUUUUUAUACACAAGAACAACACUUGGGAGAGCUCAGAACGUGAGCACUAAAUAUUUCUUGUGUUAUAUUCAAAGAUGUUUCCAUUGUGGGUAUUUUUCUUAAUUUGUAGUAAAUAUACAUGAGGUUUUUGGAAAAUUGUACUUAUGCUUCAGUUUCAAUUUCAGAACGAUUGUUUUUAAUUUUGAUUUCCUACCUAUUUGUUAUUGUUGAAAGUGGUUUAGUAUGUUUCAUCAUAUGUGUAACAAUGGGAGAUAGUUAUAAUUAAGUGAUUGGCACUGUUCUAUACUUAUAAUUAAGUGUUUGGCACUUCUGUGUUGCUACACUUCAGCUGUGACACUUUGUAGUGAUAUGAUUACAUUGUAUUUCAUCUUUCCCAUGAUA